CAUGGGUAUCUCUGUUUGCUUCGUUUAUGUUAAAUGUGUAUCGCAAAUCGUAAAUAUGAUUGUGUGAUUUAUGCUUGUACUUGCACGAUUCAUUUUCUUCUAUAAUGACAUUCAAAAUAAUAAUAUGUUAAAUGAAAUUACAAGUUAAAUACAUAAGGUUGAAUGAUUUUACAAAUUUCAACAAAAAUAAAGUGAAAGCGUUGUAUUUAUAUGACCAUAAAACAUGGAUUUGGAUCUUAUGGCUGUCGCUACAGAAACAGAGACGGUAUUGAGACAAUGCUUGUUGCUUGUUAUUCGAUUGGACACGAACAUGAAGCUACAGAAAGCUCAAACUUUAUUGAGAGAAGAAUUCGCAAAAAUUCAACCGAUUCCGAUACAGUUUUACAGAUAUAAAUCAGCUCUUGCAUUUUUUCUUCAACAUUGCAGAGAGCUAUGGGAAGACUUAAAACAGGAAUCUAUAAAACAAUCAGAAAAUCAGUAUGCAAAUUGCAUGUUAUUGGCAAACAAUGAAGGACAAUAUUGGAUUGAAAUUGAAAGAAACGAGGUUUUAAAAUCAAGGUCGUUGAAUGAUAAUUGUUCAACAUGGGAAGAUAAUGAAUGGAAAAAAGCAUGUGUUAAAUUUGCACCGAUUAUUCCAGAAAAAUUUCCAACACUUUUAUUCUGACGAAGAUCAGCAUGGAUAUAUUAGGCGACGCGUAAUGAAUGUUGGAUUUUCCUAGAAAUGCAAUCGUGUACUGUCUCAUUUAGACGCUCAAAAGUCACAGAGCAAAUUGACUUAUAAAGCUUAGUUUUAGAUAUAAUGUAUCACCCAGACAUACAAUAUACCGUGAAGUCAAGUCUUAGUUAUUAAUUUUAUUUUUCAUUAUCAUUUUUUCCUUUUGUAGAGACUUGUUCUGUGCAGUUUAGAUCAUCGCGUAAAAAAUUUUAUUCGACGAAAGUUCUUCCGUUAUAUUCAACGUCGUAUUCAAAGUACAUAGCACACAAUGAUAUGUAUUGUUGUUCUCGCACGCAUUCUAUAUUGUAUUGGUCAACUUCUAUUAAUAUUGUCUUUAUUUUUUACUCAU
Molecule: messenger RNA, 1064 nt
Organism: Styela clava
Lineage: Eukaryota; Metazoa; Chordata; Ascidiacea; Stolidobranchia; Styelidae
Source: RefSeq, a predicted model, not a curated record